AUGCCACCGAAACGUCCCGCCCCCGACACCGCCGACACCGAUGCCACCCUGAUGCCCCCGCCCCCGCCCGCCACAACAUCGUCCAAGCGCCGCCGCACCACCCACACCCACAGCACGCCCAGCACCACCGCGCCGCCCUCGCUGUUCUUCACCAUCCCGCUGCCGCCGCCCUACAUCGCCUCCUCCUCCCCUGAGCCUCCUAGCGACGGCCAGUUCACAGCCUUCCUCCACAGCGCAAUCACCACGCUGCCACCCCCCACACAGGCGCUCUACGAAGCUGCGAUGCGGAGCUUGCGACCGGAGGUCACGCCGGAGCUCACGGGUGAGAUGCAAGCGAGUGUCGUGAGUGCGGUGACGGGGUUUGUGGUGCAUUUACCGGCUACGGAGUGGGAGGGGGAUGGGGGGGAGGGGGGCUUCUUAACCCGCCUCGCACACAAAACGGUAACAGGGCGGGAGCUGGUGACGUGGGCGGACACGAUUACGGUAGCGCUGAGGGCAUUUAGUGGCACUGGUGGCAGCCCUGCGCCUUCGCGGGCUUCCUCUCGUGAGUCCUCGCGCUCACCGACUCCUACACAGAGCUCGAACCAUGCAACCCCUUCUCCGCCGACGCCGACUCGCACACCCGCGCCACCCUCCUCCUCCACGCACAGCCACCGCUCCUCAAGUUCCGGUCGCUCCGCGACCCUCCGCGCCUCGACGCUAGCGCGCGACACCCAGCGCUGCGUGCUCACAGCUAUAAGCGAACCCACCGCGCUCGAAGUGGCGCACAUCAUUCCGUUCUCUGUCCGCGGAGCCAAGGCGGCUGCGUUCUGGGGUUUCUUGGCGCUCUUCUUGGGUGUCGAGGGUGCGGAGAGGGUGAGGGGGGCUACGUUACAGUUGGCAAACGGAGCGGGAUCGGAGGCAAGGGGGGGGAGGGAAGCGGGGGUGGGCGAGUUGGCGAACUGUAUAACCCUCGAACCGCGCGCACACAGAUACUUUGAUGCUGGCGCGAUCGAGAUGGUACCGAUCCCUAACACCGGCAAUUGGAGUGGUGGCUACGACCCUAGUGUCGUCUCUAGCUACGACAUAAGACUCUCCUUCCCCGGCCGGUCCCUUCUUCCUCUCUCCCGCUACGUCUACUCCUCCAGCACGCCGCCCGAGCUAUUGUCAAGCACGCAGAUCACCCCCGGCGACGUCAUCACGCUGACCACCCCCGACCCUUCCCGAUGGCCGCUCCCGCACCCCCUGCUGCUGCAGCUGCAUGCGCUGUGUGGGCGCGUAAGGCGCUUACGCGCUGCUGCGGGAUGGCCGGUAUUUCCGUAUGGGGACGGGAGUGAAGAAGCGGUGGGCUGGGGCGAGGAGGAGGAGGGGUGGGAGGAGGGGGGUGAGGAGCAGGCGGGUGUAGAGGGCCUGUGUGGGGAGGAGCAGGGAAAGGUGGCGGACAGCGGGAUGGUCUCUCCCGCGGAGAGUGUGCAGGGGUGGGUGCUUAGUUUUAGUCCUGACGUUGACCGCGCGCUGGGCUUGGAUGGUGGCAAUAAGAGCGCGAAACGGAAAUUUAGAACUGCCUUGGGGGAAGAGAGGGAGGGGGGGGUGGCAGCGGGGGAGGAUGGGGAUAAGGUGCAGGAGCGGCCGAGGAAGGUGGCGGUUGUGAUGGACGAGAUGGGGAUGAGGGAGGAGGAGAGGUGGGGGCUGGUGAAAGGGAGGAGGGCGAGGGGGGUCUGA
Morchella sextelata is the source of this 1701-nucleotide messenger RNA. RefSeq lists its product as uncharacterized. NCBI's taxonomy places the organism in Eukaryota, Fungi, Ascomycota, Pezizomycetes, Pezizales, Morchellaceae. The record is from RefSeq and is a predicted model, not a curated record. The transcript is spliced from 2 exons. The coding region runs from base 1 to 1701 and encodes 566 amino acids.